This is a messenger RNA of Capsella rubella, 957 nucleotides long. RefSeq names its product pathogenesis-related protein 5. The coding region runs from base 33 to 755 and encodes 240 amino acids. Gene Ontology annotation, biological process: defense response. NCBI's taxonomy places the organism in Eukaryota, Viridiplantae, Streptophyta, Magnoliopsida, Brassicales, Brassicaceae. The transcript is spliced from 2 exons. The record is from RefSeq and is a predicted model, not a curated record. Gene Ontology annotation, cellular component: extracellular region.
GCACAGAAACACAACACAAUACGAUAAAGAAAAUGGCCAAUAUCUCAAGUUUUAACAUUCUCUUCCUCGUGUUCAUCACAAGCGGCAUUGCUGUUUCGGCCACUGUCUUCACCAUUAAGAACAAUUGCCCUACCACCGUCUGGGCCGGAACUCUCGCCGGCAGAGGACCCAAGCUCGGUGACGGCGGGUUUCAACUGACUCCAGGUGCUUCCCGACAGCUCACGGCUCCAGCAGGAUGGUCAGGCCGGUUCUGGGCUCGUACCGGCUGCAGCUUUGACGGUGCCGGCAACGGUAGAUGCGUCACUGGAGACUGUGGCGGUCUAAGAUGUAGCGGAGGCGGAGUUCCUCCAGUCAGUCUGGCUGAAUUUACCCUUGUUGGCGAUGGCGGCAAGGACUUCUACGACGUGAGCCUUGUCGACGGUUACAAUGUUAAGAUAGGGAUAAGGCCUUCAGGAGGAUCCGGAGAUUGUAGGUACGCAGGUUGUGUUGCUGACCUCAACGCGAAUUGCCCUAACGAUCUUAAGGUCAUGGGUCCUCAGAACAAUGUCGUGGCGUGCAAGAGCGCCUGUGCACGGUUUAACACUGAUCAGUAUUGUUGCCGUGGAGCUUUCAACACUCCCAAAACUUGUCCUCCUACAGACUACUCGAGGAUUUUUAAGAACGCUUGCCCUGACGCCUAUAGCUACGCUUAUGACGAUGAAACCAGCACCUUCACAUGUACCGGAGCUAACUACGAAGUCGCUUUCUGUCCAUAAAAAGAUUUGGGCCUGGUUUCUCCCCCUCGCGUUUCUAUUAAUAUUGCUUGUUAUGUACGGAAAGAUAAAUAAGGAAAGAUGAUGACUAUGAAUCAUCAUCUUCUUCCACCUUUUUAAAGCUUUUACUAAAUUAUUCAGUUGUUACAUUAUCAACUGAUUUGCUUACUAAAAAGAAAUAAGACAAAGGAUUAAUAUUUACUUA